CUUAAUGUCAGUAUUAUUCAGUGCAAGAGGUGGGAAAUGUGUCGACAGAAUUAUACAUUCGCUGUAGUCAACAACGUCUUUAUGGUUCACCGAGGAAUCAAGACUUCUGAAGGUAGCAUUAAACAGAUCAAAUUGUCGGCCAGAAAACAAUUCAGCAACGCUAAAGCGGCAUUCAACAAACGCAUGAUGAAAGAACACCCGGAGACACAAGAACUGUGCCCUAAAAUCUGA
This is a messenger RNA of Enterobius vermicularis (human pinworm), 231 nucleotides long. The record is from the annotation of a GenBank genome assembly. NCBI's taxonomy places the organism in Eukaryota, Metazoa, Nematoda, Chromadorea, Rhabditida, Oxyuridae.